AUGCAAAGUAAUAUCGAACCUAACUUUUCGAUUACUUCACGCAGCCCUCAUGUCGAUAACGAUCUUAUCGCUCCAAGUGUCAAUGCUACACAAAAUACAACUAAUAAUGAGAAUUUUUCUCUCGAGUAUCAACAAAAUAGUAAUACACAACCGAUGACUUCAGUUCAAAAUUUUCAGGAAUCUCCUAGUAAUGCAACUCAAGGGUGCGUUAAUAUGGCUAGAUAUUCAUUUUUUUAUAGGCCUUGCAAUGAUGAUCAUAUUUAUCAUAUCAUCUGUGAAGAGACAACCUUUGAAGAAACUAUUUCUCAAUUAAUAAAUAAUUAUUUGUAUUCAUCUAAUUCAAACAAUUCAUUUUUAUUCUACUUUCAACAACCUAACGACAAAAGAAUCUAUCAAGUGGUAUGUGAAAUGAUUUAUAUUUAUAGCAAUGAAAUUAAACCAAACGAACAGCAAAAUGUGGAAUUUUCUAAUAGACAUAAAGAAAAUCUUGAAAUUUAUUUGAGAAAAUUUCUGGUUACUUAUUUGGCACCAAUGGAUAUUUACGGGCAAUUAAACAUGAAUAUUGAACAAGAUAGAGAUGUUGAUAAUGGUACGGGUGGUAAUUCUAAUAUAAGUUUAGUUGAUAUUUCGCAGUUUUCUAUUUCUCAACAGAAUAAUGAUAAUCAGAUAGUUUCAUCAAAAUGUUAG
This is a messenger RNA of Funneliformis caledonium, 687 nucleotides long. The record is from the annotation of a GenBank genome assembly. Lineage: Eukaryota; Fungi; Glomeromycota; Glomeromycetes; Glomerales; Glomeraceae.